Messenger RNA from Meira miltonrushii, 369 nucleotides. Its product is annotated as microsomal signal peptidase 12 kDa subunit. The coding region runs from base 97 to 369 and encodes 90 amino acids. Gene Ontology annotation, cellular component: endoplasmic reticulum membrane; signal peptidase complex. The record is from RefSeq and is a predicted model, not a curated record. The transcript has 4 exons. Lineage: Eukaryota; Fungi; Basidiomycota; Exobasidiomycetes; Exobasidiales; Brachybasidiaceae. Gene Ontology annotation, biological process: protein targeting to ER.
CUUUAUGCAGAGUGUGUUGUGUACAUCGAGUCUUAAAUUUCAGACUUUUUGCAUUUCUUCCUGUUGCUAUCAUCAACACCGAGUGGUACUUCAAACAUGGAUGCUAUUCGUCAAGCGGUGGAGGGAAAGAUCCCAUUCCAAGGUCAAAGGCUGGCCGAUCGAAUUAAUCAAGAAGUUAUCGUGAUGGGAGCAAUUGUGGCUUGGAUUAUAGGCUACUUUGCAGACAAUUUGUUCUUGUGCAUGUCUGUCUUUGGUUUCUCUUGCUUUGUUGCUUUGGUUGUCGCUGUUCCACCUUGGCCAAUGUAUCACAGAAAUCCAGUCAUCUGGUUGCCAAACCGACCGCGCUCAGAAGAUUCAAAGAGCAAGUAG